GCCUGCUGCAGUUCAGCUAAAGCUGCCUGCUGACUCAUGCACUAGCGGCCAGCAGGAACUGGGAACAUGGCUUCUGCUGCCGUGGCAGCACUUGUGGGCUGGGGGUUUCUGGAUUACAAGACAGAGAAGUACGUGAUGACUAGAAACUGCCGGGUGGGCGUCUCUCAGAGGCUGCUGCAGCUAGGAGUGGUGGCCUACGUGAUAGGGUGGGCUCUCUUGGCCAAAAAAGGUUACCAGGAAUGGGACUUGGACCCCCAGAUUUCUGUCAUCACUAAACUCAAAGGGGUUUCUGUAACCCAGAUUAAGGAACUAGAGGACCGAAUAUGGGAUGUGGCUGACUUUGUGAAGCCACCACAGGGAGAGAAUGUGUUCUUCCUGGUGACCAAUUUCCUCGUGACACCAGCUCAAGUCCAGGGUAGAUGCCCAGAGGGUACCCUGGGAGGAAUCCUCGGGGUUGUGUCUUUGCGGUCUGUGAGGCUGAGUCACAGAGAGGAGACAUCUCUGUGACUAGAAUCUCUCCUACCUCAGCAUCCUUCCGUUCCUCUGGCUAACUGCUGGGCUGAUGAGGACUGCCCUGAAGGGGAGACAGGAACGCACAGCCAUGGACCCAUGGAGACUUGAGGCCUUGGAGCUCAUUUUGUGUUUUCAAGGCAUAAAAACGGGUCAGUGUGUGGUGUUCAAUGGAACCCACAGGACUUGUGAGAUCUGGAGCUGGUGUCCCGUGGAGAGUGGAGCUGUACCCAGGAAGCCCCUGCUAGUGCAGGCCAAGAACUUCACACUUUUCAUCAAAAACACCAUAACCUUCAGCAAGUUCAACUUCUCCAAAACCAACACCUUAGACACAUGGGACAGCACCUAUUUUAAGCAUUGUCGCUAUGAUCCACACUCCAGCCCGUACUGCCCAGUGUUCCGCAUUGGGGACCUCGUGGCCAUGACUGGCGGGGACUUUGAAGACCUGGCAUUGCUGGUGAGUCAUUUGAGGGUGGCGCUGUGGGCAUCAGUAUCCACUGGGACUGCAACCUGGACACCAGGGGCUCUGACUGCUGUCCCCGGUACUCCUUCCAGCUGCAGGAGCGGGGAUACAACUUCAGAACAGCCAGUCACUGGUGGGAACCCUCAGGCGUGGAGGCUCGGAGCCUGCUCAAGUUCUAUGGGAUCCGCUUUGACAUUCUUGUCACUGGGAAGGCAGGGAAGUUUGCACUCAUCCCUACGGCCGUCACGCUGGGCACAGGAGCAGCUUGGCUGGGCAUGGUCACCUUCCUCUGUGACCUGUUGCUACUGUAUGUGGAUAGAGAAGCCCGCUUCUACUGGAGGACCAAGUAUGAAGAAGCAAAAGCUCCAAAGGCAACUGUCAACACUGCAUAGACCGAGUUGGCUUUCACACCUGCACCCUGCUGCCCAGGUGUCUCAGUGGUGGGUUGCACCUGUCCCACGCCUGUUGCUGCUGGGAUCCAGACAUCCAGACACCAGCGGCCUUGUCUGGGUGGCUGUCAUCCCCUAGCUUAUCCAUUCCUGAAUCACUCCCUGCAGGUUAAAGUUUAGGGAUGAGAAUGGAUAGGUUCUGGCUUGGGCACAUCAAGGACAAAGCUCCAACAGGACUGGAGAAGGGCUUGGGGGGAUUUCACCAGACUCCCCAUGCAGACUCUGUCCUAGGUCCAGCCUGAGGGAGAAGGCAGCAUGAUCAAAUGAUUGAUGCCUGGUCCCUGGGGACUCUGUCUUCUGGGAAACUCUGCCAUUCGGUUCAAGUCUGGUUAACCUGACCCCAGGUUUCUCAGGGGCCUAGGUGAGAUGAGAGGCUACACAUAUAGGACUUCCUAACAGCAAGACAUUCCUGGCAACCCCAAUGCAUGCAGAAGCACCUGCCUGCCUGAGGUCCUAAAUCUGGCUCCAGUGCACCAGAGUUUCAAGGUGUGAUCUCCAUGAAAGACGCCAAGAUUCCUCAGGGAUAGAUGGUUCUAAAUCUGUGCGCAUGCGGGGCUUUGACCCUCUCUCAUUAGAGACUUUCCCCAUGUCCCAGAGCUCAUAGAAAGAACGGCAUGGACAGGGGCUGCAGAAGUACAGCCCUUUCUUGGCCCAUGUGUGGGGCAUAGUUUAUGGAGUAUGCACCCCUGGAAGGGGAGAGGCAGCUUUGCUAUGGACGUACAGCAACCAACGGAGUCCCAGGGCUGAGGCUGAAGCUGCACCAACGUCUAGGCUCACCUGGCUUCCAGAUCCUCCAAAAAGCUUUUGGAGUCCUGAUGCCUCUCAGCCCUCGGGGUUCUGGCUUCCAAACCACAGGGUGGGAAGGCCUGGUUACUGCAAGUGGGUCACGUGGACCCAGUAUCCUUGGGGAUUCGAAGAACCCUGACAUCACUGCUGAAGUAAAGCUGCCAAAGCCAGCAA
Mesocricetus auratus (golden hamster) is the source of this 2382-nucleotide messenger RNA. It is a transcript of the gene P2rx6, whose product is annotated as purinergic receptor P2X 6. Gene Ontology annotation, biological process: monoatomic cation transmembrane transport; response to ATP. The coding region runs from base 563 to 1501 and encodes 312 amino acids. NCBI's taxonomy places the organism in Eukaryota, Metazoa, Chordata, Mammalia, Rodentia, Cricetidae. The record is from RefSeq and is a predicted model, not a curated record. Gene Ontology annotation, cellular component: plasma membrane; nuclear inner membrane. The transcript is spliced from 12 exons. Gene Ontology annotation, molecular function: ATP binding; purinergic nucleotide receptor activity; extracellularly ATP-gated monoatomic cation channel activity.